CCAGGUGCUAUUAGAGGCCUGCUUUUCUCAUGAGAGGAUCAGGCAGCAGCGAGGGGAAGAAUGAGGAGUUGCGUCUUUAUCACCAUCUCUUCGACAACUAUGACCGAGAAAGCAGGCCAGUGAGGGAGCCUGAGGAUACAGUCACCAUCACCCUCAAGGUCACCCUGACGAACCUUAUCUCACUGAAUGAGAAAGAGGAGACUCUCACGACUAGUGUCUGGAUUGGAAUCGAUUGGCAAGAUUACCGACUCAACUACAGCAAGGACGACUUUGGGGGCAUUGAAACCCUGUGGGUCCCUUCAGAACUCGUAUGGCUACCGGGGAUUGUGCUGGAAAACAAUAUUGAUGGCCAGUUCGACGUGGCCUACUACGCCAACGUGCUGGUCUACGAGGGCGGCUCCGUGACCUGGUUACCCCCGGCCAUCUACCGCAGUACCUGCACCGUGGUGGUCACCUACUUUCCCUUCGACUGGCAGAACUGCUCGCUCAUUUUCCGCUCGCAGACGUACAAUGCCAAAGAGGUGGAGUUCACCUUUGCCGUGGACGACAACGGAGAGCCCAUCAGCAAGAUCGAUAUCGACACUGAGGCCUUUACUGAGAACGGCGAGUGGGCCAUUGACUUCUGCCCCGGAGUGAUCCGCCACCACGACAGUAGCUCUGCUGACAGCCCUGGGGAAACCGACGUCAUCUACACGCUCAUCAUCCGCCGGAAGCCUCUCUUCUACGUCAUUAACAUCAUCGUGCCCUGCGUGCUCAUCUCGGGCCUAGUGCUGCUCGCCUACUUCCUGCCGGCGCAGGCCGGCGGCCAGAAAUGCACUGUCUCCAUCAACGUCCUGCUCGCCCAGACCGUCUUCUUGUUCCUAAUAGCCCAGAAAAUCCCAGAGACGUCUCUGAGCGUGCCGCUGCUUGGCAGGUACCUUAUUUUCGUCAUGGUGGUUGCCACGCUCAUUGUCAUGAAUUGCGUUAUCGUGCUCAACGUGUCUCUGCGGACGCCCACCACUCACGCCAUGUCCUCGCGGCUGCGCCACGUUUUCUUGGAGCUGCUGCCGCGCGUCCUGGGCUCCGGGUCGCCCCCCGAGGGCCCCCGAGCCGCCUCGCCCCCAAGGCGGGCUUCAUCAGUGGGUUUAUUGCUCCGCGCGGAGGAGCUCAUACUGAAAAAGCCGCGGAGCGAACUCGUGUUUGAGGGGCAGAGACACCGGCACGGGACCUGGACCGGUGAGCACAGUGGACCCGACAGGCCAACAGGGGCACCUGCAGCGGGGGAGGCUCCUCAUGACCCAUCCCCGGCUUCGCCCCUGCCAGCUGCCCUCUGCCAGAGCCUGGGCGCCGCUGCCCCAGAGAUCCGCUGCUGUGUGGAUGCCGUGAACUUCGUGGCCGAGAGCAUGCGAGACCAGGAGGCCGCCGGCGAGGAGGUGUCCGACUGGGUGCGCAUGGGGAAGGCCCUUGACAACAUCUGCUUCUGGGCCGCACUGGUGCUCUUCAGCGUGGGCUCCAGCCUCAUCUUCCUUGGGGGCUACUUCAACCAAGUGCCGGAUCUCCCCUACCCACCCUGUAUCUAACCUGAGCCCGCACCAACUUCAAUUUCUCCACCCAUUUCCAGUAGGAAGUAGAUUCUGAAAAAAGCUGCUGCCACCACUGUAUUACGCUCCUUUUCCACUGCUGACAAAUCUGUAUGUUGUGAUCUUCCCAAGAGCAAUGGUAUGGGCUCAUGUGCAUAGGUCUGGCCCUAGGCCAGAGGUCAACGAGAGGGCAGAUGGUGCAGGUGGGCUCUUGGGUAACAAUCCUAUGGAAAGCAAGGAUUGCCCUCCUCAGGCACAGCCCCAGCCCCAGCCCCAGGUGACUCUGGAGCCUGUGAGCGUCUAAGCUACUUUGUCCUUUUGAUAGCCAGAGAGGAUAGACCUCUUUGCGGGGAUUGCACACAGGGAGCCUGGAGCGAGGAAGCCUUGUCAUUCUCUGGCCUGGCCCUGCUGGGGUGAGUGGGGACCAAAUACCCUCAGUGCAGGUGGUCUUCAGGCCCAAACGUUUAGGGCUGAGGAUGCCCUGGCCCUCCCGCAGUCAUUUCUUCCAGGUUUUCUUGGCCCAGCACUGCCCACCCCACUCCACCCCCAUUAAGACUCACUCAUUGCAGAUCCCACCCUACCCUGCCCCUUUCAUCCCAACUCUGCAAGCUGUCUCUGGCUAGUAUCUAGGAUUGUGAGAGGAAACA
This is a messenger RNA of Propithecus coquereli (Coquerel's sifaka), 2206 nucleotides long. RefSeq names its product cholinergic receptor, nicotinic, epsilon (muscle) (gene CHRNE). Gene Ontology annotation, biological process: monoatomic ion transmembrane transport; nervous system process; chemical synaptic transmission. The transcript has 11 exons. The coding region runs from base 30 to 1559 and encodes 509 amino acids. Gene Ontology annotation, molecular function: transmembrane signaling receptor activity; acetylcholine-gated monoatomic cation-selective channel activity. Gene Ontology annotation, cellular component: synapse; postsynaptic membrane; neuron projection. The record is from RefSeq and is a predicted model, not a curated record. Lineage: Eukaryota; Metazoa; Chordata; Mammalia; Primates; Indriidae.